CCAUCAAGAGAUAGCUCGUCCGACCACAUCUCCGCCUGGGUUUAGAGUCUCAUUAUCAUCGGAGCUGUGAUCGGCGGCUUUUUCUUCAUUUUCAAUUUUUUUAUUGUAGAGUUAUCAGUUAGCCAAACAUAAGGUAGUUUAAAAAAUUUGCCCUUUAUUUUUUUAGUUAAGUUGGUCACUUGACGAAAGAGAAAAUGAACAGCGCACGAAAUGACGAAAGAAGUCAAAGAACUGACUCACUGCCUCGCAGAGUCGCAGUCGUCGCUUCCCUUUCCGACCCAUUACCCAUCAUCAACUCCAACUUCCAACAUCCAACUGAAAUCAAAUCUCCUCUCAAGGAACAAACAGUAGCACCAGCAACAGCUAACUGUGACUCUGAGAGACAGAGAGAUCACUCACCCUGACCCAAAAAAUCUCUUGCUUUAAAAUUUUGCAAUGGUCCCACCAUCACUCCUCCGUUUCUUCCUCGUUUUCUUAUUCAUCUCCAUACUCCUGCUAGACCUAUCUAUUUGUUCUCCUGUUUCUAUAUUUCUAAACCCCAGCAUCCUAUCCAAACCCGGUGACUCAGUCCGAAUUCAGUGGACCGGUGUCGGCUCCCCUUCCUCCCUUGAUUGGCUCGGUAUCUACUCACCCCCUGAUUCCCCUGAUGACAAUUUCAUCGGCUAUGUCUUCUUGUCUUCUUGCAACAAUUGGCAAUCCGGUUCGUGCUUCGUCGACCUCCCUCUGGUUAAUCUUCGUUCCAACUAUCAGUUCCGUAUCUUCCGAUGGACCGAGGACGAAGUCGACCGUUCCCGCCUCGACCAUGAUCACAACCCCUUACCCGGAACUAAGCACCUCUUGGCCAAAUCGGAGGAGUUGGGUUUCGAGACCGGUCGUGGCCCGGAACAGAUUCAUUUGUCGUUCACCACCAAGGUUGAUGAGAUGAGAGUUAUGUUUGUUACUGCGGAUGGGAAGGAGAGUUUUGUGAAGUAUGGGGAGAGAGAACAUCGGUUGGAUAACGUUGCUGUGACUGAGGUGAGGACGUAUGAGCGCUUGGAUAUGUGUGAUUCCCCUGCCAAUGAGAGUAUUGGGUGGAGGGAUCCUGGGUUUAUUCAUGAUGGGGUUAUGACCAACUUGAAGAGUGGAAUCAGAUACUAUUACAAGGUUGGAAGUGAUAAAAGAGGAUGGAGCAAAACUCAUAGUUUUAUCUCACGGGACUGGGACUCAGAUGAAACAGUUGCUUUUCUGUUUGGAGAUUUGGGGACCUCAAUCCCAUAUGCAACCUUUCUUCGUACACAAGCAGAAAGCAUAUUGACCAUGAAGUGGAUCCUACGAGACAUCAAAGCCCUUGGUGAUAAACCCACCUUCAUUUCACACAUUGGUGACAUCAGCUAUGCAAGAGGCUAUUCAUGGUUGUGGGACACUUUUUUUACUCAGAUUGAACCUAUUGCUUCUAAGGUCCCAUACCAUGUCUGUAUUGGCAACCAUGAGUAUAACUGGCCCUUACAGCCCUGGAGACCUGACUGGGCUCGGACUAUCUAUGGGAGAGAUGGAGGUGGUGAAUGUGGAGUCCCAUACAGCCUUAGGUUCAAUAUGCCUGGAAACUCAUCUUUCAUAACUGGGACUCGAGCUCCAGCCACACGAAACCUUUAUUACUCAUUUGAUGUUGGGGUUGUGCAUUUCGUGUAUAUGUCAACAGAGACCAAUUUCCUUCCAGGGAGUGACCAGUACAACUUCCUAAAACAUGACUUGGAGACUGUUGAUCGCAAGAAGACUCCUUUUGUUGUUGUGCAAGGUCAUCGUCCUAUGUACACGACAAGUAGUGGGGCGAAGGAUGCACCCUUGAGAAAGAAAAUGCUUGAGCAUUUGGAACCUCUAUUUGUGGAGUAUAAGGUGACCCUUGCUCUAUGGGGCCACGUCCACAGGUAUGAGAGGUUCUGUCCAAUGAAAAACUUCUCCUGUGCAGGCACAAGCCUCAACGGGAACGAUACAGAGGAUUUACCAGUGCACGCAGUAAUUGGAAUGGCUGGACAAGACUGGCAAUCAAUCUGGGAUCCAAGGCCUGGCCAUGUAAAUGAUCCAAUCUACCCCCAACCCCACCAAUCUUUGUACAGGACAGGUGAGUUUGGGUAUACUAGGCUUGUUGCUACAAGAGAAAAGCUAACGCUGAUUUAUGUUGGAAACCAUGAUGGAGAGGUGCAUGACAUGGUUGAGAUCCUGGCAUCUGGCCAGGUUCUCAAUGAUGGUAGUAGCAGUGGCAAAGAGGUGAUAGAAUCUGAACUGUCAUGGUUGAAGGGAGGGAGUAUCCUCUUGUUUGGGGCAUUCCUGGGUUAUGUAACCGGAUUUAUAUCACAUGCAAGGAGGGAAUCCAUAUUUAGAGGGAGCUGGACUGCUGUCAAGAAGCAUGAAAGAUGAGGCUUGUGAUCAUUUGUGCAAUUGGUUGGCAAAUCUCUACGAUCUAGAGGCUAGACCAUUGUGGAUAUUUCAAAUUCCAAAUCAACAGAUGAAGCAGAUUAAGCUCUUAUCAUCCUGUCGAGAUAGGAGAAAAAGAAAACUGGCAGCCUUCAAAUGUUUUUUGUUAUACCAUAUAAACCUCUGAAAAUCUGUGUGGAGUUUACCCUUUGUGAUUAGUGAUUCUGUAUAUUUAUAAUGUAAUUUUUGUCAAACAUGGAUGUCCUUAAAUUCCAUUAAUG
Nelumbo nucifera (sacred lotus) is the source of this 2672-nucleotide messenger RNA. Its product is annotated as putative inactive purple acid phosphatase 2. NCBI's taxonomy places the organism in Eukaryota, Viridiplantae, Streptophyta, Magnoliopsida, Proteales, Nelumbonaceae. Gene Ontology annotation, molecular function: metal ion binding; acid phosphatase activity. The record is from RefSeq and is a predicted model, not a curated record.